Scylla paramamosain (green mud crab) is the source of this 2593-nucleotide messenger RNA. RefSeq names its product ecdysone oxidase-like. The transcript has 5 exons. Gene Ontology annotation, molecular function: oxidoreductase activity; flavin adenine dinucleotide binding. The record is from RefSeq and is a predicted model, not a curated record. Bases 413 to 772 code for a protein of 119 amino acids. Lineage: Eukaryota; Metazoa; Arthropoda; Malacostraca; Decapoda; Portunidae.
ACCACUACCACAACCACGAACACAAUAGCACCUUUCAAACACCACAAAACCAAACACGAAAUCUGAAAAAAAAACAAGACAAAUUAAAGCAUCAUAAACACCAAACAACCUCCUGAACACUACUAGUCUAUUACGUAUUUCCCUUUCGUCCCAACACCUCUCCUCUCCUGCCGUUCCCUCCUGUUGGCCCGCCUUGCUAUACUCGGGCCCGCGUCUGCGCUACCCGAGAGGUGACCAGCGUGGGGAUAGGUGGGCGCGGCAGGCUGAGGGCAGUCUUGCUUAGGCGUCCGUGCAGUGAAGACUCUCUCUAAACUAGGGAGUGAGCGGCUGGGACUGACUGAGCGCGCAGUAGUCGAUAUCAAGGGAUUGUACGCAAGUGACAGUGAAAAACAGGCUACGGGGAGCUUGAACCAUGCGAAUUCUAGCCGUCACGAGACUUCUGCCUGGCCUUCUGAUCCGGCUUGCUGUGAUCAUGCUGUCCAGACUCAUCGGCCGCGAGGAUUACACGCACAUGGACGCCACAGAUAAACUCCUUCCCCAUUAUGACUUCAUUGUGGUGGGAAGUGGGUCUGCCGGGGGCGUGUUGGCGGCGCGGCUGGCGGAGGUGGAAGAGUGGCGGGUGCUGCUGCUGGAGGCUGGAGGGUUGCCGCCGCCUGAGAGUGACAUCCCAGGCCUCAAUCCCAUCCUGCUGCAGAGUGAGUUUGACUGGCAUUACUUCACGGUGCGGCAGAAACACGGCCUGCGUGGAUACUCGUAUGUGGGCGACGUGUAGAGAGGCAUCCACUGCCCACCUCACACACUGAGUCAUGCAACACGCUGCCUGUUGAGUAACACGCGAGGCGCCCACUGACAACCCCACCGUACCAGUCUCGCUACCCCGUCUGGUCUACUGUCCUGGUUCCCACUGCACGCACCUCCGAUGACACAACUGACUGCAUAAUACACUGCGCUGCAAUAGAAGACAGGAGGGUUGGGAACGAGCCCCUCCAGUGGUGUGCUGCUAACUUCACGUCCUGGGUAUCCAUCCCCCUGAUGUGAGGGACGGAGGACGCGAAGACGUUCCACGGUCUGGAGACUCGCCCCCAAAAGGUGGGCCGGUGUUGGCUGGAGCGGGAACGCGGCACUUCCACCGAGUCACCACUGGAUGACACCGUUCUCGUGUCCCGCGAGGUGACUCUGGCGGACAGCCGUAGUCCUGCCAGGCGUGGCACACCCUGCACCUGUGCCUUGUGGAACACCACAAGGGCCGCCAGGUCCCGUGUCGACGGGAGCCUCAGGAUGGGCUGGGGCACCUGCUGCUUCCACCAGUCGCAGCGCCCGUCGCUGGAUGCCGUGGAGCUUGCUGAUGUGUGUGGCAGCACAGGACAUCCAGGAGAGGGCGGAAUACUCUAAAUAAGGCCGUAUCUGGCCCUUGUAGAGCAACAGCCUCCCUCUCAUGUCCAGCAAGUUGGCCACCCUCCUCUCUCUUUCUCUCUCUCAUUUUUAUAGUGAUAAUAAUACAAGUUACCUUUUUCAUUUUCUUUAUUUCAUUCAUUUUUUUUUGUAACAAGACUAAAAAAUAUACUCAAUUUGAUAAUAAUAAUAAUAAUAAUAAUAAUAAUAAUAAUAAUUCUGUAAACUAUUACAUAUAUUUUCUAUUAAUUUCUAUAUAUUCUAUUUUCUUAACAGGCACUUCCUCCCACACACAAGGUCACUCUUAUCCAACUCACACAGCCUCCCCCUGACCCCCUCACACCCUUCAACACCCCCUCACACCCCGUCAACACCCCCUGACACCCUCACACCAGGCCGAACCCUUCACUCUGCUGUACGGCCUGUAGAAGUUUGUAUUUCAGCUUCUCUUUGGUGUUGUAUUUUGGCAGGUCGAGUUGGGCGAUGCAGGUGUGUGCGACCGGAAGGAAGCUGUCGUCUGCUGUGCUUUGGAUCAUCAACUUGAGUGCCUGAGAGAGAGAGAGAGAGAGAGAGAGAGAGAGAGAGAGAGAGAGAGAGUUUAUAAGAGAAAAAGAAAGAGAGGGAGAAAAUAUUGGUGUGUGUGUGUGUGUGUGUGUGAGAGAAAAUACAAUAAAUUACUAUUAAAUUUAUUAUUAUUAUUAUUAUUAUAAAUUUAUUCAUAUUUCAGAGGAAUGACUGAGAAGAAAGGAAGGAAGAAAGGGAGGAGGAUACAAGAAAGAAGGAAGGAAGAGGAGGACUAGGAAGAAGGAAGGAAGGAAGGAAGAGAAGAGGACAAGAAGGAAGAGAAAAGGAGGACACUCUCUCUCUCUCUCUCUCUCUCUCUCUCUCUCUCUCUCUCUCUCUCUCUCUCUCUCUCUCUCUCUCUCUCUCCCACAGACCCACAGGAUGUCCCCCCACAGGAUGUUGACAAACCCCACAGUCACUCCCCUCAGCCCCUCUCUCUCUCUCUGUCUCUCACCUACCUUCAUGCCCAGAAUAGGAACCCUGUCAGUGCCCGUCAGGAACUUCAAAAACCACUUCUUCUGCUCCAGGGAGAGUUUGUGAAAUACUUCCCAGAACGUGCGUAUGACCGGGUGGUCUGGGAAACAUUCGCCCUGGAAACACCGACAGAAAUCAAUAAACGGAAGGAUAUUAGUGUGAA